Messenger RNA from Entrophospora sp. SA101, 909 nucleotides. Lineage: Eukaryota; Fungi; Glomeromycota; Glomeromycetes; Entrophosporales; Entrophosporaceae. The record is from the annotation of a GenBank genome assembly.
AUGAUUAAUAAUAAAAUUUGUAUUGCUUGUCCAAACAAUGCACAUUGUUCAAAUGGAAGAUUUAUUACAUGUUAUCCAGGAUUAAAACCAAUUCGUAUAUCAAAUAAUCCAUUAAAAUACGAAUGCGUAAUUGACAAUGAGGAAAUGAAGAUAACAUCAAAAUAUAUAAAAUCAUUGAAAAAUAUAAUCGCACAAGAAACUGGAAAAUUUAAAUGUAAAUUAGUUGAUAAUUAUGAUGAUGACAAAUUACUUCAUGUUGACAGCUUGAAAAUGCUGCUUAGAAAGAAAUUCGCGAAAUAUUCUCAAGAAGAUUUUGAUAAAUAUUUUGAACUUGCAGUGAAUGAUUUAAAGGAUGAUAAUGAUGUUGAAAUUUAUGAAAAACUAUUGCCAUCAUCUAUUUCUAACCAAGAACUACAAAACCAGAUUCACAUUAUCUCUAACAAUCCCAAAUAUUCAAUCAAAUGUUAUUUAAAGGUUUCAUUUAUACAUCUAGUAGAAUAUACUAAAACUUGGUUUAAACAAAAUAUAUAUAAUAUAAUUGGUGCUUUGAUAUUAAUUGUUAUUAUAAUUAUGUCUUUGCAUGGUACUAUAAAUCGAUGGUCUCAAAAAUCAGAUAUUGAUAAAGCUUCAAAGAUAGUGAUUCGAAAAUUAAAAGAAAAUCGAAUUGUAAAAUCAUUAGAUUUAAGAGAUCCAUUGCUAGGUCACAUAACAAAUAUUUAUCAACGACAGAAAAUGUGGAGCAUCGUUGAGGAUAAAACUAGGAACAAUCCAUAUGUUAGAGCAAACAAAAUUCAGUAUACACAUGGAAGGACAACUUGGCAGUGGGAAUGGAUUGAGAAAGAAGUUCCUUCUCACUUGAAAGCAAAUCUCGAUUUGAUUAAAAAAAGACAUGGAUUAAAGUGUGAUUAA